Molecule: messenger RNA, 4663 nt
Organism: Polyodon spathula (Mississippi paddlefish)
Lineage: Eukaryota; Metazoa; Chordata; Actinopteri; Acipenseriformes; Polyodontidae
Product: ras GTPase-activating protein-binding protein 2-like
Exons: 12
Coding region: 198-1667 (489 amino acids)
Cellular component (GO): cytosol; ribonucleoprotein complex
Molecular function (GO): mRNA binding
Source: RefSeq, a predicted model, not a curated record
CAAUUUCUGAUAAGUCAGAGAUCAUAGUCACGGUGAAAGGUGGGGGGGGAGGAAAAAUAAAAUAAAGCAAGCAGAAGUUACGUCUUUGUGAAGAUUUUUCUAGAAGUAAAAUAAUUAAAUCGUUGUAAUUUAAAAAUAUACAGACGUCGUCCUUUAGAACUGUGUUUGAAUAAAGCACUUAAUUGUUUACCAAAGAAAUGGUGAUGGAGAAGCCAAGUUCCCUGCUUGUAGGGCGGGAGUUUGUGAGGCAGUAUUACACCCUGUUAAACAAGGCACCAGACUUCUUGCACAGGUUUUAUGGCAGAAACUCCUCUUAUGUUCAUGGAGGGUUAGACGCAAGUGGAAAACCAGUGGAGGCUGUGUAUGGUCAAGCUGAAAUCCACAAGAAAGUAAUGUCCUUGCAGUUCAGCGAAUGCCAUACCAAGAUCCGCCAUGUGGAUGCUCAUGCCACCUUGACUGAUGGGGUUGUAGUGCAGGUGAUGGGUGAGCUUUCCAACAAUGGCCAGCCAAUGAGGAAGUUUAUGCAGACCUUUGUACUUGCUCCUGAAGGCUCUGUGGCAAAUAAAUUCUAUGUCCACAAUGAUAUCUUCCGUUAUGAAGAUGAAGUUUUUGGGGAUUCUGAAGCUGAGCUUGAUGAAGAAUCUGAAGAGGAAGUGGAGGAAGAACAGGAAGAAAGGCAGCCCUCCCCUGAACCUGCACAAGAGAGUCCUAGUAGCACCUACUACGAGCCACAUCCUGUAACCAAUGGUUUGGAAGAGCCUCUGGAGGAACCAGAGCCCGAGGCUGAGCCAGAACCAGAACCAGAACCAGAGCAGAAGAGCGAGGAGCUGAAGCCAGAGAUCGAAAAUAAGGUCCUUGACGAGCUGGAGGAUCAGGCACUCUCCCCAGUUCCUGCUGAGCCAACAUCCAACACCCAGGAACUACCAAAGGCUUUCUCCUGGGCUUCCGUGACCAGUAAAAACUUGCCUCCUAGUGGUACUGUCCCUUCCUCUGGAAUUCCACCCCAUGUUGUUAAAGCACCAGCCUCACAGACCAGAAUGGAGAACAAAUUGGAGGUACAGGCUCCACCCCCCAGAGUCCGUGAUCAGCGCACCAGAGAGAGACCAGGAUUUGUUCCCAGAGGGCCCAGGCCUGGACGAGGAGAAUCUGAGUCGAGUGACAUGGAUAAUCGUAGAACUGUGCGCUAUCCGGAUAGCCACCAGCUCUUUGUUGGCAAUCUGCCUCAUGAUAUUGAUGAAAAUGAGCUCAAAGACUUUUUCAUGACAUUUGGCAAUGUGGUUGAACUGCGCAUCAACACCAAGGGAGUUGGAGGCAAACUACCCAACUUUGGGUUUGUGGUUUUUGAUGACUCUGAUCCUGUACAGAGAAUCUUGGGUGCAAAGGUAGGGGGGCCCAUAAUGUUCCGUGGAGAGGUACGGCUGAAUGUGGAAGAAAAGAAAACUCGUGCGUUCAGGGAGAGGGAAACAAGAAGCGGAGAUGACCGCAGGGACAUGCGGCGCAAUGACAGAGGACCUGGGGGACCUCGCGGUAUCGUGGGAGGCGGCACGAUGCGGGAUCGGGAUGGAAGAGGACCGCCACCCAGGGGAGGCAUGGCUCAGAAACCAGGGCUUGGCUCAGGAAGAGGAGCUGGCCAGGGCGAGAGCCGCUUUACAGCACCGCGCCGUUGAUUGCAGCCUGCAGUUUGGAAGUAGUUCCAUGUUCAUCUUUGCGUUCUCGUUAACGAAAUCUAUAUAUAUAUAUAUACUUUUUUUUUUCUUUUGGGCUUUGGAAUGUGACACAGCCUGUCGGCUAUUUCUUUGAUGUGAAAAACUGCAUUCGUUUACGAACUUUAUAAGCUGAACAUCCUUGCCUGUGUUCUCAACAGGGUUCAAAAACAUAAUUUAUAGUUACAAGAAAAAAUUAAUCUGCAACAUGAAAGGGACUGAAAGACAUCACUUCAAUAGUACAGCCCAUCAUUUGGAGAAGAAAUUUUUAAAUUGCCUAAAGUUAAAGGGGGGGGGGCUUAUCUUCUAAUCCUCUACUGCACAUUUUGUAAAAGUGAUCUGCCCAUUACUGUUAGAAACAAAUGGUGAAAACGUGUGGUGUUUUUUUGGGGUUUUUUUUUUUUUAAAUACUUUGCUAAAACAAAAACUUGUAUUUAUGCACUCAUCAAUAUGCACUAAUGGGUAUUCUUGUAGUUUUACAUAGAUAUCUGUGGGCUGAGGCUGGAGAACACCCUACAGUUGUCUGUUCUGUAGCUAGUCAAAUUACGAGGGCUCAUCUCAAAUCCUGUUCGCUGUGACCACAAACUCAUUUUUUUUUUUUCUCCCCCACAUCGUUAUCCCUAAAUUAACCUGCUUCAUAACAGCAAGAGUUUAUUUUCUUGUAAACGAAUAAAGUGCAAUCCUGGACUUGAAAGAGAAAGGAAAAGCAAAUACCAACCUCAACACUAGGAGUUUGGUGGCUCAUCUUUUGUACUUUUUAUUUUUUGCCCAACUGCAGAAAGUACUGGUCAACGCAAAAUCAAAGCUUACUGUUUUUUUUGUUUUUUUUUGUACAUGAUGGUGCCUUCUAUUCCAUCAUUCCAGUGUCUAGUAACUCUGUGCAGUGUGAUGCACUAUUGCAUUGUGAAUGCCAAAAAGGCUGGAAAGUCUUUGUUCUGAAGUUAGGUAAAUGUAAGUUGCAGUAUCCUUGUAGGAGGAAGGGUUUACAUUUUUAUUUAAAUUUGCUUUAUGAUCCAUUUUGACCUUUUGAUCAAUGUGGGGAGAGUUGCAUGAAUGUGUACCGUGAUUUAUCUAGUUGCAUCCAGCGUCCAUGAAUUGGGUUUUUGCUUUGAAAGGCAACAUUGCGUUAAAGCAUCUUGCUCUGUAAAAGAUGCCUAAAAGUUUGUAUUAAAUUAGUUUUGAUGUUUUUAAUAUGUUAAGUACAAAGUGUUUAUUUUUUGUGGUUUUCUUAAUUUUAUUUGUGGCAUCACAACCUGGCAAGGAUACUGCAUGUUUUUAAUGCAAGGAGCAGUGGCUAUAAAUAAUUAGAUUUUACUAAAAUGCCUAAUUAUGGUAUGUGCUUACCCAGUCCUAAAUGCAACAGUGUUAUGAACCAGCUCCUAUAGGUUUGUAAAUCAGCACUUCAGACAAAAUGGUUGGGCAGAGGAAAAAAAUUGCAACAGAUGCAGGAAAUGCAACCAUUGUCACCAGUCAUGGAGUGACCCAGUAGAAUGUAAGCUGAACAGUUCUAUGAUGAACAAAUCAAACGGCGAAAGAAACCAGACUUCUUGUCAAUCCCUAAAGAGACUGAAUAUCAUCAUAGUGCUUCAUGUUAUGAACUGGAGUACUUUUAUUUUUGAUUCAAAGAAAGAAAGGUGCUGUUGUUUUUUUUCUCUGAACACUUCAGAACCAUUAAAGAACUUUUGCCUUUUUGCCAUUCAUUUUUAAAUGUUCAAAUGCCGUUGGCAGUCCUGUUGUAGUUAUCUGUACAGAUUUACAGAAGGUUAUGGCCGUUGUGCCCCUCACCCCUGUAUUUUUCCUUUUCCCCAUCCGUAUGUGGUCAUGCUGAUAUUCAGUGUGCUUAACUGCAUUAUCUGUGUUCUGGUUUUGAGGCAACUGUCAAUUGAAAAAGUUACUCUAGUAGUCUGCCAGUUGGCAUGGAAGCAUUUUAAAGCUGGUCUUGGUAACAGAAGACUUCCAGUAACUUGCAUGGGAUGAAAAAUGCACAAGUAGUAAUUUUGUUUACACCCUGAACUGCAGCCAUUGCUUACCAACCGGUCAUGAACUUUACAGGGAAGUCUACUCAGUUUUUAUACAGCACCUUUUGUAAACGAUUUUUGAGGUUUUCCUUGUUUGGUAGACUUGCACUAUUUUCAACAUUUCUGGGACAUGCAUGCUUUUUCAUCACGUAAAUUGUUGUCCCCCGUCCCCCAAGUUUUUGGUACUGUUGUGCCCUGGAGGUAAAUAUACUUGAAGUUUCCAUCAGACAAGGAACGAGGGGAGUAAGGUGGGCAUCUCCUCCCCGCAGUAUUUGAAGGUUGUACUGAGCGUCGCAUAUUUUAUUUCAGAUUUUUAGCUUGUCAGUUUAACCAUUUUUUUUUUUUUUUUUUUUUCCUCCUGGAUUAUCAAACUCUUCCCAUGCUUUGGCUCAGCUCACCAGCAGACUUAUGGCAAAUCAUCCUGGGACUAAACACCUAAUCAAGAAGUGAAAUAGAGGGGGAGAAAAAGACCCAUUUAACAAAACAACAAAAAUCUGAAGUGCUCUGACUUGCUUCCAAAAUGAAUGCUAUGAACAAAGCUCUGCAUCAGAUGUUUUCCUGGUGUUUUGUUUGUUCUCAUUAUUUACUGUGGACUCUACUGUUUUCACCCCCUUUUGUGUUUUAUGGUACCUCCUAAAGCAAAGCCAAUAAACCUUUCCACUAUGGCGAGUGCAGUAGGUGGUUUGUACGAAAGGUAUAAGAAAGCAGUAUGUGUAUCAUUCCAGUCUAUUUUUGUUUAUGGGAAUUGACUUACCUUCUUGGCUUUAGCAGGUAUGGUAAACCUUGGUUUGCGAUUUUAUUUUAUUUUUUUCUGUGUUAAAGCAUCUUUAUGCUAGUAGGAAACUAGUUUAAUGUGUUGCAGGUGCAGAGUAUUUUUAUUUUGUUUUUUCCAUUUUGAAUGUGUUGGACUUGACAUACAAUAAACUACUGAUGUCUGCAUAA